GAAUGUCGUUACUUGGACAACCUUUCCACCUCCGUCUCCAAUCUGGAGGGAGAAGGUUCCUGCACAACGGGCCUCGAUGGGGCUAGUGCUUCCGUGGAUGAUGUACCAGCUGGCGCUUGUGCAUCCGAUUCGGCUUCUUGUGCCGUGGAUGAAUCUGGCCCCAGUGGAUCUCGAUUCCGUGCUGGUCUGACUCUGGUCGAUUUAGCCAUUCGCUGUGGUCGAACCGAUCUAGUCAAUCUGUUCAUCGCUCUCAGUGGUCUCCAGGCGACCAGUGCUGCGGUUUCCCUAACGCCUCCAGUCAAAAUCCAAUCCGCACGUGGUUCGCUAGGCUCGGGAGCGACGACAUCUGAUCCGCGGUCUAGUACGAUGUCUCGACGUGCUUCAGCAAACCUGAUCCAUCCAUCUUUACAACAGAUAAUUACACGAGCUCCAAGUCUUCUGAACAAACAUGGAGUGACCCGAAGCAAAUGGAUGCCGUGUCAGGCCAGUCCGGUCGUCGCACGGGAAUUGCGAGCUGCAUUGGCCUCCUCAAUUAAACAUCCACCCACCGGAGACUUUCCAUGUGCAUUUAUCAACGAAUGGGGCACGUUUGCUUUACCGCACGCAGUCGGCAAACUUCCGGCUCCUGUCAAAUACUUGCUCUUGUCGGAGUUGUGUGAUACUCAAGCGCAAUCAGAAUUGGAAGAGGAUGCAAAAGCGAUCAAUUGGUGGUUCAUACCGGGUCAAAAACAAGCCAGUCGUCUAUUCGCAUUAUGGAAUCGUACGGCCGGAGAUUGUUUGUUGGACAGUGUGCUUCAGGUAGGCUACGUGAAUCGUCACCCGCAACAAACCUUCGCUGGUUUGAUCGGUCUUCAUCUGGGUUUAAGAUUUCCAACUGGGUUCCAUUACCCUACGUUCUUGUCUCUCCGAUGUAUGAACAUGCAACUUCCGGCUGAGUUGAAUUAUUCACAACAGCAGAGCAUAGGUGGUGCUUUGGAACAGAUUCACAUCUUUGCUCUGAGUCACAUUUUGCGACGUCCGAUCAUUGUGUACGGGGUCAAAUACAUCAAAAACUAUCGAGACGAACCGAUCGGUAUUGCCAAUUUUCAAGGUAUCUACAUCCCUUUGCUAUGGGAUCGCAGUUUUUGCUCUCCAAAUCCCAUUGUUCUGGGCUAUACUCGGGGUCAUUUUACCGCAUUGGUUCCAAUGGAACCACAACCACUGGGAUCAGGACUGGAGCCACAAUUCAGUCCCAGCAUCCAAUCGUCACCGUACGCUUCACCACGUCCAGCUGUUCCUGGUGGCGGUGGCGGCGGGGGUGCAACCGCACCAUCCUCCGUCCGUCUGAUGAUCAUCAUCAUCAUCAGUUGGCUACUAGUUCGGAUGUGNCUAAAUAUGGCAGAGAAUAUCCUCUCGUCCGGUCCCGGUUCGCACAAUCUGCCCGGUCUCGGUAGCGGUGUUGGGGUAGCACACAAUGCGUUCAUCUAUUUGCCCCUUGUGGAUCGUCAAGGCGGUCUGCUCCCGGUACAUUUUACCACGGAGAAAGAAGCUAAUUUGUCACAUAUCCUAUUACGCGACUGGCUGGAUGUUGUUUCGACUCGGCGCGGUCUUCCACUGGCUCGUCUACGUCUUCAGCCUCGUCAUAUGCUAGUCGAUCGUAUGAUGGAUGAUUGGCUUGAGUCCUAUCGAUCACUGGCCAAAUUAUCUGUACCUUCGGGCUCGUCCACUUCGUCAUCAUCAUCGCCGUCGUCAUCAACAACGGGCACACUAAAUCCGUGUCAGUCUGUCCGAGACACCCCCGGUGUUUCCACCGGACCAGAUCCGAACUCGUCCGCCUCCUCGUCAUCUGCAACUUCACUUGUCUCCUCAGCCUCAUCUGCGGAACUCUGUAACCGUACUGAUAUGCUGGAACCAUCUGUCGAGAACAGAUCCGAUCCGAUCCCCUAA
This is a messenger RNA of Echinostoma caproni, 1926 nucleotides long. The record is from the annotation of a GenBank genome assembly. Lineage: Eukaryota; Metazoa; Platyhelminthes; Trematoda; Plagiorchiida; Echinostomatidae.